Messenger RNA from Miscanthus lutarioriparius, 411 nucleotides. Lineage: Eukaryota; Viridiplantae; Streptophyta; Magnoliopsida; Poales; Poaceae. The record is from the annotation of a GenBank genome assembly.
AUGGCGCUCAACUUCCUCCGACCGGGCGUCCCCGGCAUGCAGCCGUUGGGCGACCUCCGCACCGCCAAGUCUGCGAUCUUGUUCGGGGCCAUCAACGGCCUCUUCUCGCCGCCCGUCCUGGAGCUCUGCCUCUGCACCGGCGGCGGCCGCCCGUGCGACGACGACGACACGGAGCAGAGGUACUACCAGCUCGCAAACUUUGUGCUCGCCAUGCUCGGGGUGGCCCUUCUGUUCGUGGACAUGGCGCUCUCACGGGCGGCGGUUCUCGCCUCGCCGCUGUGGCCGCCCAUGCUCAGGUGGAUGGUGUGGCUCACGAAGGCCUUGACCUGCGGCACGCUCCAGUUCGGCGUCAACAUCGUGUAUUUCUGUCUCAAGAUGCUGUGCGCUAGGUUCAUGCUCGUUUUCGCCUGA